This is a messenger RNA of Haliotis rubra (blacklip abalone), 2982 nucleotides long. RefSeq lists its product as uncharacterized. The record is from RefSeq and is a predicted model, not a curated record. Gene Ontology annotation, molecular function: signaling receptor binding. The coding region runs from base 121 to 2646 and encodes 841 amino acids. The transcript has 14 exons. NCBI's taxonomy places the organism in Eukaryota, Metazoa, Mollusca, Gastropoda, Lepetellida, Haliotidae.
UCCACUGAGACAGUCGUGGGUGGCCUUCACACUGUAUGUGUUGACAAACUUCCUAUCUCCCUAGGGGAGAGUGAUCACCUCCCGAUUUUCCUUUUCUCGCCUUUUGAAGAUCGUUCCAGAAUGGCGACUGAGGUGCCUGACGCGUUCGGCGAGAUCGUCAUCGUGUUUGCUGACGAUGGCAACGAAUGGGCCUUGUUCAUCCAGCGUAAACUCACAUCCCCGGAGUACACAAUCGCUACCCACGCACAUCACUACAACACCGUGAACAUACCUUCUCUCAAAAACUACAAGGUGCAGGUGGUGCUUAUCUCCCCUCAACUCCUAGAGGGCGCUGCAAGUAAUCAGUGGGACUUCGCACAGUUUGAAAAGUCAAGCACAGUCAUGGUUCUUCUUGGACUUGAUGUUAUGGAAGUGAAAAAUAUUUUGCAAGCUAAGAGCGAAUAUAUAUUUCAAUGUAAUCACGAAACAAUCCAUCAGAAUGAUCCGGGAGCAUCUCUCCGAAAUGCAUUGAUGGAGAUUAUCAAGGUGUACGAACGUGAUGAGUUCAGUGACGAUGAAGACCCAUUUGAAGAAACGGAUAGUAUAUACCAGUACCCCCCAUCACCACGCCAAAUCAACCAAAUCUACAAGAUCAUUCCUAAAGCCCUAAAUUCGUCAUCACCCGAGACUCUGAUUCUCCUGGAUCGGCCAGCAGAUUCCGAUCUGACUGUGGAGCUAAAAACAUCACCACCGAUCAAGGUCACGGCAGAGUUCAUUGACAAGGCCGUGUAUGCAGUGAAUAUCCCAGACAGAUGCAGUGGAACUGUACCUGUGAAAGUCUCAAGUGGUGAUCAAGUGAUAGCUGAAGAUCAUGUGAAACUACAGACUAAGAUGGACCAAUUGUGUAACUUAUUACGUGACAUUACCGACCCCAUGAGCGUGAUGUGUCAGGCACUGGGGUUGAAAAGUGAUAAAAACGAGGCAUUAGAUGCAGCUAUGUCACAGCAACUGAAGAAAUGGUCCCCUCAAAAUAUACAGAUGCUUCAGAUGUUUGAGGCCAAUGUCACUGAUGAGAGGAGCAGUCACGAGUGGCCGACUAUUGCUCACUUUGCUGCCGAGUUUAACUUGGUAAAUACUUGCACAGAAUUGCUGCGGUUUCCGCCCACGUUCAUUGUGAUGGCGUGCUGCAUGGAGAACUGUAAUGGUGACUACCCAUGUGAUAUAGCAGAGAGGAAGGGCUACCAACAUCUUGCUCAACUUCUAACGCGUGUUGUGGAGGAUCACAACGUGGACAGUGGGAUCAUGGAACCAGAGUUACCUCCCCCUGCCCCUCAUAUGAAGGCAUAUCACUACGUCAACCAAAGUACCGAUACAGUGAAAGGGGUGUUGGACUUGGAAUCGCCAUAUAUGGACAUGACUGGUGUACAGAAAGUCCUCCCAGGAGAUAAGCCCUUUCCAUGUAAGAAGAGAACCAAAUCUAAAGGCACACAGGAAGUUCAUAGGUCCGUGUCGGAAGGAGGCAAGAGGCUGUCAUUCAUGAACUUAGAAUCUGCUUCUUCCAAUGGUGAAGACAGCACAUCAGAUGCCUCCAAGCCCCGUAGCCCCCGUCCAGCCAGCGAGGGAUCAGCAGAAGAGGCCUCGAGUUCUCCUGAAGCCUUGACCGACUUCCUCAGCAGCUUCAAACCUCCUCCAUCACUUCCUCUUAAGAAAGGCCCUCCAACACCUGCUAAACCACAGCUAGCUUCCAAACCUCAUCUCUCCCAAUCUGCAUCCCCAUCACAGUCAUUGUCUUCAUCAGUGUCCUCAUCAAUGUCAUCGCGUCCUGGCUCCUCCGUCAAACCACCUCCACCAAAGGGUCCAAAACCCAGGAGUUCGUCCAGUCCUAAGGUCUCCGAUGUAGAGUCUAGUCCCUCUGAGUCUCCUCAAACAAGUCCAAGAGAAUCGUAUGUGACAAGUGAGAAGUCACCAGAGUCCACAGCAGAUGUUCCUGCUGGAGACACCCAGCUGGUGUCACAACUGUAUGGAGACACCCUGGCAUCCUCCUCUAUACCAGGAACACAAGGUGUCCCACCGGAACAUGUGCUGUCUGAUGAUGAAGCAUCCGACAUCAGGUUGGAAGCACAUGAACAACCAAGUGCUCUCAUUGGGGAUACAUACACGACCAGCGAACUCUCCAUGAGAGGAAAGACAACAACCAGAAGUAAGAUCUCAUCGUUCCUCAAACGUAUCGGCAUGAAAAAACACUACAGUGAGCAUGACCUUCAUAGGAGUGACAAACAAAAGAAAACGCGUUUUUAUGUGCGUCAAGCUCGAGGCAGUGACCCCGGCCUAUCAGGUAUUGGCAUUGAUAACCUCCAGCACGGAGCCCAAAAGAGCUUCACUGUCCCACGAAAGAUGUCCCUGCCGGCGGUAUUAGAACCCCCAGAGCCCCGUGACAGUGGAAGCUUUAGUGAAGAAGAGGAUGGCACAACUGAUGCUGAGAAAAUUUCGUACAGGAGGAAAUCGGGUAAACAUGACAGGUCUCACAGGUCUCGGCAGUCUCUGGAGAGGAAGCAGUCGGUCCGUCUUUCACGUGCAAUGAAUGAAAAUAUCAGCGAUGCACCCAGCAUGCCUCAACAGCAAAAGCCGUCGAGAUUUCGUAGCAUGCUGUCGUCGGCCUCCACAUAGACACCUUACAAUCCCUCCCAUGCAAUAGCAAUCAGUAAACCUCCUCUGUUGGCAAUAGAAGACCCUCCAUCAUGAUAGCUCUGCAUGCGCUUCGUCUGUAUACAUGUAAUGAAGACAUACUGGUUUGUUUGUAAAGUGCACAUAGGUUUCAUAUCCUAGAUAUGAGUGCACAUUUUGUAACAUGUGAAAAAUAAUGUAUCUGUACUGACAAGCAAAGUUCGUCUCUAUGAGUCAAUAUGUAUGUGGUGCGGUUGGGUAGCCUAGUGGUUAAAGCAUCUGCUUGUCAUGCUGAAAACCUGGGUUUGAUUCCUCACAUUGGUACAAUGUGUGAAUCCC